This is a messenger RNA of Paramecium octaurelia, 666 nucleotides long. Lineage: Eukaryota; Ciliophora; Oligohymenophorea; Peniculida; Parameciidae. The record is from the annotation of a GenBank genome assembly.
UUUUAUAUGUCUAAAAAAAAAAUCAAACUUUACGGGAUCGAUAUUGAAAGCGAUGAUGAUUAGGAGUAUGUACCAGAUGAAUAGGACAUUUCCGAGAAUAACAAAAACCUGAGUCAUCAUAAAACAUUCAACAUCGAUGAAAUCUAUUAGGAGAUGAAAAAAAUUGAUUUGUAUUAGCCUAAGGUUUGCACCAAGACUGCCUAAUAAAUUGUAAGAGAAGUACUCGAUGGUAUUGAAUAAAUAUAUUGAAAGAACAGAAUCGAGUGUAAGUGAAACGUGUCAAGUUUGCGGGAAAAUCAUUUUUAAUUAAUGAUAAAGGGGAAAUAUAAGAAGAAAACAUAGAACCUGUAUAAACCAAAUAAAUCAAAUAACCUAUCGGAAAUUGUAUUCCAUAACCUAUAAUUAGCAAUGUCUAUGAAAGAGUUGAGGGAGAGUUUCCGAUAUUACAGAGAAGUAAUCAAGAAAUUGACCAACAAAGCCAAGACUAUCAAUUCUGUGACUAAAUCUAAAUUAGAUUGGAAGCAAUAUACAACCAAGGAGAAGUUAGAAACAUAAAUGGAGCAAAAACGAAAGAGCGGAUAAGGUGUCCUUGAAAAAGCCAAGUUCAUCAAUAGAACUAAUGAGAGAGUUAAAUCGAUUAGACAUAAUAAAAUAAAAAAAUUAUGA